This is a messenger RNA of Pistacia vera, 588 nucleotides long. RefSeq names its product UDP-glycosyltransferase 71A16-like. NCBI's taxonomy places the organism in Eukaryota, Viridiplantae, Streptophyta, Magnoliopsida, Sapindales, Anacardiaceae. The transcript is spliced from 3 exons. Bases 1 to 588 code for a protein of 195 amino acids. The record is from RefSeq and is a predicted model, not a curated record.
AUGGAGAAAGCUGAGCUUGUGUUCAUCCCUGCACCAGCACUAGGCCACCUAAUUCCCACUGUGGAGUUUGCAAAAUGCUUGAUCCAACGAGAUGAUCGUUUCUCAGUGACUAUUCGUGUCAUGGAAUUCCUCUGGUGGCUCUCAUGGGGAGUUUUGGUGAACAACAAAGUGAAAGAAAUUGCGUUUGGAUUGGAGCAAAGUGGGAUAAGAUUUUUGUGGUCUUUACGUAAACCCCCACCAAAAGACAAAAUUGCUGAGCCAAAUGAGUACACGAGUGGCGCCCAGGAGGUGUUGCCAAAAGGGUUCUUGGAGAACACAAAAGAGAUUGGCUUGGUGUGGGAUGGGCGCCACAAAAGCAGGUAUUGGGUUUGGGGUAGAGUUGGAUUGGAUUUUAGAAACACCGGUGGAGAAGUCGUGUUAAGAGAUGAGAUAGCAAGAGCUAUAAAAAGUGUAAUGGAUGGUGAAAAUGAGGUGAGGAAAAGGGUUAAAGAGAAGAGUGAACAAAGCAGAUUAGCAGUAAGGGAAGGUGGAUCUUCAUUUGCUGCAUACGGAGGAUUGAUUGAUGAAAUAUUAAGGAACAAGCCAUGA